Molecule: messenger RNA, 630 nt
Organism: Cryphonectria parasitica EP155
Lineage: Eukaryota; Fungi; Ascomycota; Sordariomycetes; Diaporthales; Cryphonectriaceae
Product: WD40 repeat-like protein
Exons: 1
Molecular function (GO): protein binding
Source: RefSeq, a predicted model, not a curated record
GAAAACAAGGGACCACAGAGCCGCUCAUUCGAUCGUUUCGGGCCCCGGGCCACUCGAUACCGCUGUCCUAUGCGUUCUCGCGCGACCGGGACGAAAUUGGUUUGACCUUUCAAUACAGCCCCACCACGAUGUACAAAGUCACCGAGACGGGCGUGGACCGUGUCGACCAUGCCGACCGCGAUAACCUCGACGACCGUGAAGAUCGUUAUAACAGUGCCAGCGACUCUAGCAGCACUGCCAACACAACGGGACGGAAGGUCCACCUGCUGAUGGCCACCGUUCUCUCCCACGACGGCUUGCGGGCGGCCACGGCCAAUGAAGACGGUGAAGUCCAACUCUGGAAUAUAGCCUCGCAUGGCACAGAUGCCACGUUGUGGCGCACCAUGAGGGGCCUACGCUCUGAGGUCAACUGGCUCAGCUUUUCCAGCGACGACGCACUGCUCCUGGCGUGCCUGGACAAUGGCCAGACCGACGUCUGGGACACGGAUACGGGUAAGCGUGUCGCCGUCCUGGGCGGCCACAGCUCGUGGGUUCACUUUGCCGCCUUUGCGCCGGAUGAUAAGCUCGUGGCCACCGCAUCGUACGAUGGGUUGGUCCGCCUCUGGGAUCUGGCCGCAUGCCGGGCCAUGU